GGAGCUCGGAGCGGAAAGGUGCCCCCACGAGGCAGCUGCCAAGGUUGUGUCCACAGCGCGGCCUCCUAGGCACUUCAAAGGCAAGCUGCAUAAAGAACUAGCGGCUGGCUGAGAAGCUCCACGCUGGCAAUGAAGGUUGCCUGAAGACUUAACGUUUUCAGUGAGUUUACCAUGGCUGAGUCAUUAAAGGAAGUGUCCAGCAGCAUGGAAGCUUUGGAAGGCUCAGAGGAGGGAAAGAAGAAAUCCAAGUUUAAAGCCUUGAGGAACUUUUUUGGCAAGAAGAAGAAGAAAGAGCCAGAAGGUGUCCCAGAAGGGAAAGAGCAAAAGCCGAGGUUUUCCAGCGGCAGUCUGAAGUCAGCGGCAGAAGUCGCAGCCGCGGAGCCCAAGCCUAAGAGCACCAUGGGCGCCAAGGCCAUAUCCCACGAUAGUGUCUUCUGUUUGGAGCCGGAAGCAUCAGCAAGCAAAGCGCGCUCUUCUCCAGACUCCCAGAGAGGCAGAUCACAGAAGAGAUCUCUUAUCUCCAGAUCUCUGACGAAAGUCGCAGGAACUGAUGCCCUUGGAGCUUCGAGUGCAUCUGUGAGCCACUAUGAACCCAGAAGUGAACUCUGGGGCCCAGGUUUCAAGAUUUCUGAGAUCCCACCUCUGCGCUUACGGAAACUUAGUGUCAGCCCGAGUACUGUCCGAUCCCCGAAAGUCUCUAGGGACUUCAGCAUAGCCUUUUCUGGUGACAAGACACCCAAGAGCUGCAAAAAGAAGAUUUCAUCACACCAUUCACCACCACCAAGAAAGAGCAUCUCGGAAAUGUCCUCAGAUCUAGCACAAUCCUCUCAAAGCAGCACGCAGCAGCUCUUGGGGUUCAGUGCCCCAGCCACUUCACAAGGCUGUUUGGAUUCUUCAGCUGCUAAAUACAAGAUAACUUUAAGCCCCCGGAAACUGAAGAGGAAGAAGACGAUUUCCUUGUCUGCCAAAGAAAAGCAGGAAGAGCAGUAUCCUUUGCUGGGAACUAAAGAAAAGGCUAUAACCAAGCCGAAACAAGCAGACGAAAAGGAGCAGAAGGUGGACAACACAGGGCCCACAAGCCAGGAGCAGAGCUACAAAACCGAAAUUCAGGAUAAGACAAGAGAUCAGACUCUAAGUACCGAUGGUGCCUCAAGCACAGGAUACUCGACUUCAGGAUCCCAACCAAGAAGACGUAGAAGAAGGGCCAAAAGUGAGUGGGGGAUCAUCGAAAGAAGCCUUGCACAAUACACUCAAGACGGUGACGAGAGCAGUAGAGGUGAUUCCUCACCUAACGAAGAGUUGAUCAGCAGGGACCAAGCUUUCUUGAAGCUCUUCCUGGAGAAGCAAGGCAAAGAGCAUACUACAACUGCAGAAGUGCAAGUUACUACUCCUCAGGAGAUGUCUGUAGAUGAAAAGAAUGUGAAGGGGGAAAUGGCUGCCAUGAAAGUUGAAGUCCAAAGAACAGCAGCACGACAACCUACACCUACAAAUGUGGCAGAGUCCAUGGUUGGUGGUCUGCCACUCAGCCGUGAAGAAGACUCUUCUGAAGGCAUGAAAAAAAGGGAUAGAGCUGUUUUGUUUUCACGGCUAAACAAAUCUUCCACAAGCCAAGAAGAGGCCACUGCCUCGAGGACAAUAGAGGUCCAGGCAUGUGUACAUCAUUCUCAAGUCCGUGGAGAAAAGGAAGAAGUAUCCAGCCUUGGUUUGCAAAAGUUUCAACCCAAAAUGGAGAGCACAGCUUACCACAGAGAGAGGCAUGCCAGAGGUUCUCUUCAGGCUUUUUCAGCAAGUGUUUCAAGCGCUAAGGCAGAAGAUACUGUUCCUAAGCAGAGAUUGCCUCUUCCUUUCAGAAGGUGGCCAACUGAAAGGGAAAUCUCCUCUGAUACGAAGAGUUCUUCAGAGUAUGAGAGUAGCUCUGAAGUGCAACCAGGUCCCACACAUUCUUUUCAGCUUGCAUGGAACCCUCAAGAUGAUGAUGAUGUCUUCCUCAAAUCAGAAAAUGUAGGUGCAGAACUGAGCAAGGUGGAGCGGCAGCCCCCUCUAGGCUAUUGCUCCCAGUCAUUUGGAAACCCCAAAGCUAGAGAAGUCUCCUUAGACCUAGACAGUUCAGAAGAUCAGAGAAGCUGUGAGGAGAUGACAUCUGCCCACUCUUCCCAGUCCUUGGGGGAGUUUGAAGAAUGCUCAGAAUCAAGAAGUUUUAGCAUAGAUUCAAUCUCUCAAGAGCAGUUAACUCCCAGGAGACAUUCCCAGGCCUUACAGGGGUCUGAAGAAAAGGAAGUCUCCACAGAGUCAAGUAGUUACGUUGAGAAGUACCACAGUUCUGAGGAUCUUAGCAGCACGGAGGAAGAGCAGCCUCCCGAAUGUUCUCAACAGACCCGGGGUCAGUUCAGAGACCAGCAAGAAGUGCCUCCAGUUUCAAAGAGUGCUCCAAAAGAGUUGAGUGUUUCUGCUAAGCCACUGCGCCUCAUGCACACAUCUCUACCCAUUGUGAGCCCUAUUAUUCAGCAGCAAACCCCCAUUUCAAUGAACAUUUCUGUAGGACAGAACAGAUCAGUGGCACCACUGCCUCUCAGCCACACUGUCAAGCCGUGGGUGAGCCCUCAGUCUGAGCAUCAAAUGUUUGCAGGUCCAGAGGGCAUUGCUGCUGACUGGGACAAAUAUAUGCAGUCACCGUCCCCUAGAAAGGCUUUGAUGCACCCAAUGGGGUACAAUGUUGAGCAAAAUGUACCCUCGAGUACAGACAUUUCGACCAUGGGAGAGGUGGCUUCUAUGGAGGCCCUGGUUCUCAGACACCAUUCUCAGCCCCCAGUCAGACAAGUACUUGAGAAAGAUGUUUCUGCAGGCCCAGAGUUUGCUGUUUUUAAAGAUCGUAUUGCUUCACAGCCUCUCAGAUACUCUUCCCAGCCCUUGGUGAGAUCAAACAUCAAGAAGGAAAUACCACUGGGUGCAGAAAGUGCUGCAUUUGAGGGAAGCCGUUUUAUGGAGCCCCCGCCUCCUCAGCAUCAUUCUCAGCCCCUGUUGAAACCCUUCAUCAAGCACCAGGCUUCUGCUUUUGAAAGAGGUGUUUCUAUGGAUCCAAGGCUUCGGGCACACCCUUUCCAGCCAUGGACAAAGUUUCAAGGGAAGCGAUCAUUUUCAACUCCAGAGAGCACAGCUUUUGAAGGGAACCCUUCUACGGAGCAUGGGUGUCCUACCCUUUCCCAGCCUGUGCAGCAGCCUUAUCAAAAUGUGCCUUUAGAAUCUGAAGCUGUUGGUGCAAAGAUAAUUUCAAUGGGCCCACUGCACACCAAAUAUUCUGCUCAGUCUUUAUCAAAUCCUCAAAGUCAUCCAGCCUCAGAAAGUACCUCUGUAGAAGGUGCCACUUUGGUGGAACUACUGCCUCCUCAGCCUUCAGUAAAGCCCAAAUUCCAGCCACAGAUGACCCGAGAUCCAGUGAGCGCUUCCACUCAAUGGGGCAGCCCUAUGGAGCCAGUAUCUGUUCAACGUAUCUUCCAAACACAGGCUAGCCCUAAAUUUAAGCAAGUGCCUACAGGUCUAGAUAGCCCUGAAGCCCAAGGGAGCAUCUCUGUGCAGCCAGGUUCCCCCAGAUGCCCUUCCCAGUCAUGGUUGACUCCUACCUUUGAGCAAAUAUCUGUACCCCCUGGCAAUGUUCCUUCUGCAUGGUCCACUCAUAGUUAUCCAACAGCUCCCAGAAUGCCUUCUCAGCCCUUGAUGGGAUCAGUAGUCCAACAACCAGUUUCCUCAGGAUCUAUGAACCCAUCUGUACAACAGAUCGUCACUGUAGAGCCAAUGUCUUCUAGACACCCUUUGCAGCCAUGGCCAACUUCUCCAUUUGAACAAGUCACUGUGCCUUCAGACAGUGCUCCAGUGGCAGCCUGGAGCAUUCCUGUUGAACCACCAGCUACCAGAAUGCUUUCUCAGCCCUUGAUGGGGUCAGUGGUCAAACAACCAGUCUCCACUGAGUUAGUGAGCAUUUCUGCACCACAGAGCAGCUCCAUGGAGCUAAUUCCUUCUAGAUUCCCUUUCCAGCCAAGAGUAGAUCCAGAGAGUUAUACAGCAGAGGAGGGAGUUUCUGUAAUGAUGAGGCCUAGAAGGCGUCAUUCUCAGCCCCCAAUAAGCACAGGAUUUAAGGAAGAAAUUUCCCCAGAUUCAGUCAGAACUUCUGGAGAAUGGGGCAUUCCUAUCAAGCCAAUGCCUUCCAAAUUUGCUACUCAGCCAUGGCUGGGCCCUGCAUUUGAGCAACAAACCUCAAAUCUAGAAGGUUUUGCCAAAGAGGAGGAGGUUUCCAAGGAGGCAUGGCUUUCCAGAAACCCUUCCCAAGUCAUCAUCAAACAUCAAGUCCCGAAAACACCCAUAAGUUUUGAGAGUACCUCAGCUGAGGGAGGCGUUCCUUGGAAGUCACUGCCUCUCAAAGGUCCCACCCCAUUCUUAAUGAGACCUCAAAUUCAGGAAAUGUCCUCCAGCCUAGAGAGUGUUACUGCUCAAGACAGCUCUAAGAAACCACAGGAUAGCAGCUCUUCUCCCCAGUCAUUUGUGAAGUUUAUGGCAGAGCAAAUCUUUUCAGGGAGCACUGCUAGUGAGGCGGACAUUUAUACGAAGCCUAUGCUGCAGAGCCGAAGCCGUCCUUCCAGAUCCUUAUUGAAGCCUAAACUCGAGGAGCAAACGUUCUUAUACAAGUGGGAUGAUGAACCCAAGGAAGACACCGCUUUGAAGGCUCUGCCCAUGAAGCCGCCUUCACAGUCCCUCAGAAGGCCUGAAGAGUCACAGGAAAUCGUGUCAUAUUCUGAGGGUGCCCCUGCCAAGUGGAGCAGUUCUGCGGCGGAUGCCUCUCAGCCCCUCGGAAAGCUUGAGUAUGGCCAGAAAGUCUCAGUUUCUGUCAGUAUUCCCAAAGAGUGGGUGAGGUCUGAAGACCAGCUGCCUUCCACACAGCCUUCUCAGGCCUUCAAUGUAGCUGGGCUGCAGCCACCGAUUUUAUCAACAGGCUCCGCAAAUGUUCCUGUGGACUGGAGCUAUCCCGAGGGGCAGUGGGCUCCCGGUCAGCCUACUCAGGCUUUCUUGAUCACUGACUAUCAGCAACAAGUUUAUUUAAGCUCUGCUAAUGCUGCUGCCGAAGGGACCAUUUCUCAAAAUACUGGCAGCUGGUCUUGCCCAGAUUCUCCAAAGAAAACCACGAAAUACACACAAGGCUAUGGGGACCUCAUUCAAAGCACCCCAACUUCUGUUACCAAACCUGGAAAGCUCACUACUGGUCCUGCCCAGAAAGCAUUUGUUUGCACAGGCACUUACUCCAAGGAGGAAGUUCCUCAGGGUCCUGAUGGAAACGAGAGCCCUCCGAUGGUAUCCACCAGCAAGGCUGAUGUCGAAAAUGUUUUUGGAGUGCGACUUCGAAGAAUUUCACAGAAGAGUGGGACUGAGAAUCUUGAUCCUUGCACACCGGUUGUCCCAGCAAGCAAAGAAUGGAUGGACAAAGGAGCUCCCCAGGGCUUCAGUGGAAGCCUAGGGAAUUUCAGCCCAAUACUUAGCUUUGCAGAAAAACAAGGGAGCAGGCCCAGAUAUGAAGGCCCUUUCAAGAAGCCAGCAGUUUACAGGCCUCCAGGAAAGACCUCUAAUUGGAAGGCAGAUUACAGUACAGAACCAGCUUGGAUCAAUGUGGCAAAACAGAGGCAAAAGGGCUUUGUGUCACACUUUCUCAAAAAAACAAAGACCAAAGUUGAAAAUAGGGGUGAGACCAAGGAACCAAGACAUGAGUCAAAUUAUGAGCCAGACUUGGAAAUUCCAGUAAAGGAACAUGAACCCAUAGCUGAUAGCCCGUCAAGAAUGACUUUUUCUUCCACUGUUCCCAGACAGGAGAUGUCAAAGCUGUAUAAGUCUACAAAAACAGUUGCAUUUGGUGAUCAGAACUUGCCUCAUCCAUAUAUCAGUGAAAGAGAAACCAGACGCUCUUCAAGUCUGCCACCCAAAUUUUCACCACCUGAGGAGCCUGUGUGGUUCGCAAUGGCCAAGAAGAAAUCUCAAGCAUGGAGCCAAAUGUCAGAGAUCAUGAAAUAAAUAGCUCCUGGACAGAGCAGCAGCAUUUUCAGUAAUAAUUGCUAGUAGCUGUGGUAAUUUCAUAUAACAUUUUUACUAGGGCUAGUUUUUAUUAAGAAAAAUAACAUUAGAAAUAGAAAUUAACAUUUUAAUUGAGUGAAAUAAAUGCUACUAAUGUCUAACCCUCAGUAAGUCACUACCAAUAUCCCCAAAUCCAGCAUGUUCUCCGGAAAAGUUAUGCUAUAGAAUUGCAAAACAUUGUGCCUUAGAAGAAAGAAAACAACCACAUUUUGCUCCAGCAACUAAAAGAUUGCCAUUUCUUUCAACCGAAUAAUUUCAGUGGAAAGAUUCAGGUAAUUUAGCCCAGGGAAUGGAUGUACUUUCAACCAAGAAGAUAGCAAGCCCACUAGUUAGACUGUGUCUGGGUCCUCUGGAGAGUGUCCUGCCUCUCCGGCUCCAGGCUUAAGGGAAAGAACUCUGUGUAACUCAGCAUCUUAGUUACUUUUCCUAUUGCUGUAAUAAAUUCUCUGAUAAGAUCUAGCUAAAGGAGAAAGGGCUUAUUUUGGCUUAGAGUUCGAGUGUGCAGCCCAUUGUAGCAGGGAAUUCUCAGCAGCAGGAACUUGAGGAAGUUGGUCACAUUGCUUUUCCAGUCAAGAUAUGGAAAGUAGUGAAUUACUAUGUUCAAUUCACUUUCUGGAAUGUAUAUAUAUUCCAGGAUCCAAAGCCUAUGGAAUGGUGUCACCUAUGGCAGGUGGGUUUUCCCCACCUAAAUAACUUUUUCAUGUUCAGUUUCUCCACAUUUAUUCUAUCUCUCAAGUUUAGCAAACAUUAUGAGAGAUCUACGUUUAGAUGCCUUAACAGUAAACCUAGCUCCAAAGGACAUCCUAAUUCCAAAGGACAUCUACUUUUGUCACAUUGUGCUUGCUUUGCUUAAACAGACAUGCAGCUUUGACCAUCUAUGUUGGAUGCCUCCCCAUUCAAAACCAAGUUUAGAGAGGCAAUGAGAUUCUAUAGCUAACUUAAAUAAUUGAUGCUGGGUUUUAAUGAUGAUGGUAAAAUGACAUGCUCUACAACAUCAUGCUGGAUUUUUCAUUUAAUCUAUAAGACAUCUCCUUAUUUUGAUCCUCUAGUUUUGCCCUUUUGAUAAUGUUAAGUUUUUGAUUGACUGGAUUUCAUUCCAUUUAUAUUCCUUUAGUGAAUAGUUUAUUUAAACCAAUGCCUUUAACAUAGGUAGUCCUGGUAUAUUAGCUCUAACACUUCCCUUCCCCAUUUUUGCCUAUGCCUUCAUUACAUCAUUACAUCCCCCUUAAUGAUAUCUCCCCAAGUACUAACAGACCUCAAUUUUUAAUCAUGAGCUUAAGUUUUUUCAGUGCCUAGAAAUGUAUUCUGAUAAGUUUACUUGUUUCUUUUAGCUUUCUUUCUUUCUUUUUAUUAAUGCAAAGCAAAUAAAUUCAAUAAAGCUUGUUCUGUAGUCCAUUUCUGUCUGGGGAAGAAGGAAGGAAGGGCAAUAGAAUAUUGACAACAGAGACUGAAGAUUUUCAAUGGACUGAACUAUUUUAAGAGGUUGCCUUGUGUAGAAGUAGUCUCCACACUGAUGUGUCUGACCAAGCCGAUGGUCUCCAAGUGGGCAUGGUGGGGCGGCAGAAAGGACACGCCCAUGGUGUCCAGGCAGCUUGAGGACUGCAUCUAAAUCGUACACAAAGAUAAGCUUACAAACCAGUCAUUUUCAAAAUCAUGGAGCCACUGAGCACAUACAAAACUGUGUGGUGCACAAUAAAGGAGGAAACGGAGUUAUAACAUCAACUAUUUAUUUAGUCUGGCUAGCGAGACCAUUAGCUUAGUUUCAGAAUGGGAGCUCAGUUGGAGAAAUCCACAUUUGGGACAACCAAUAAAACAUGUUU
This is a messenger RNA of Peromyscus maniculatus bairdii (prairie deer mouse), 7928 nucleotides long. Its product is annotated as KIAA1210 ortholog. NCBI's taxonomy places the organism in Eukaryota, Metazoa, Chordata, Mammalia, Rodentia, Cricetidae. The record is from RefSeq and is a predicted model, not a curated record.